This is a messenger RNA of Pomacea canaliculata, 12256 nucleotides long. Its product is annotated as mitogen-activated protein kinase kinase kinase 13-like. Bases 1178 to 4042 code for a protein of 954 amino acids. The transcript has 15 exons. Gene Ontology annotation, biological process: JNK cascade; protein autophosphorylation. NCBI's taxonomy places the organism in Eukaryota, Metazoa, Mollusca, Gastropoda, Architaenioglossa, Ampullariidae. The record is from RefSeq and is a predicted model, not a curated record. Gene Ontology annotation, molecular function: ATP binding; JUN kinase kinase kinase activity.
AAAAGCAAUUGAAAGUAUUUUUGAAGAUUCUUAUCUUUAUUACAUUGAGUAAUAGCCAUUUAAUCUUGCCGUGCUUUAAAUGCCACUUUGACACGUAAAUAGCGUGCAUGCGCAACCCAAUGGGUGCGGUUACUCAAUGUGUGAUGAAUCGUGUUCUCUUUUCUCUGGCGCUGUGGUGGAGAUUAUUUCAAUUUAUAGUUUCAUUGGCCUCAACGAAGAUAGCCGGAUUACCCAAUGGUCGUGUGCGUACCGAUGGUAGAAGAAACUAAAUCAUUGACGGCGAACAGCUGGUAGUUUUCGGACUCGUGAACUGUGUCGCGUGAGAUUGCGUGGGAAGUGUUGCUUCAAAACUUGGAUGGCACGGCACGUCGAUAUGUGAUGUGAUUUACAUGCCCUGUGCUCAUUUCUUUCGAUUUGGAACAACAAAAUGUGUGUUAAAAGAUUUUGUACACAACAGUUGGAACGAUCAGGCGAAUCGUAGCCCAUUUCCCUAGAAAGAUGACGAGGAAAACGUGGUUUUUUCAAUACCCUAUUGCUGUCUACCGGCGGGAGUAAAAUCAGAUAACGGAACACUACAAACAUACGCGAGGAGCUUUUGUGAGGGAGAAUGCCAUGUGUAUUUAUAGUUCUUAAUUUCAAAAGGACGAAGUAGUUUAGUUUCUAGUAUUCUCAAGAUCUUCGUCUCCCAACAAAUACAGAAAACAAUGGCAAGUUUGGAUAUACUUUGAGAAUCCUGUGAGGAAAUGUGGGUGCUUUGAAUUCGGGAGUUGUCAUACAGUGUCCCGUCUUGCAAAAUAAAAAUAGCUGACCACGUCAUACAUACCAGCGUCCGUGGAAACGUCAUAGAAUGGUGACUGCUUCUUUGGUGGUGCUACCUUCCCCCGAAUGUUGACAACAUUAUCAUAAGCAAAAAUCAGGUCUUGCUGCCAUCAUCUACAAUUUCCCUACAUGGAAGUGAAGUCUUGCGGUAUGCGAAUCGUGGAGUAAAAUCUUCAGUGAUCUGCAAAGACAUCUGAGCUCCCCGUGGUUGGGAGAUGCCAGUCGUGCAGCCACUCUGAGCUCCUGUGCACAGAGUUAUGCCGCCUUAGACCCGCUGACGUCACUGCUAAUCUCAAACAGCGCCUCACGAAACUCUCGUUAUUUUUUGAAGACUGUGCGGUGAAGGUCGCUGGUGAGGAUGACGCUGGAGCGUAACAUGCAGCCUCCUCACUCGUGCCCGGAGAGCAUGUCCGCGCGCUGCGCUAGCGCCGCCAUCGACAUCCCCAGGAAAGAUGAGCCCAUGUACAGCCGCAACUCGCCCAACACGCUGCACGUGCUGACCACCAGCUCCGACCUCGAGUUUUCCAAUAGCAUGCUCAGGCUGGAGCAUGAUGCAGACCAGCUGAGCCUUACCGAGAAGUCGGACGUUUCUUCCAGCCCACCCAACACCACAGCUCGCUCUGCCCCAGUCACCCCCACUCACAACCGUAGCAGCAGCGUUGAUGUGGGGUACCGAGACGGCACACAGCGUGGAUUUUUUGACGGACUACUUGGAUGUCUCCGCCCAGUGUGGACCAUCAUUGGCAAAGCAGCAGCUGCCGAACUCAAGCAGCAAGAUGACUGGGAAAUUCCAUUUGAGAGCAUCACUGAUCUGCAGUGGUUGGGAAGUGGAGCUCAAGGGGCUGUUUUCUUGGGAAAAUUGUGUGGUGAGGAAGUAGCUGUCAAGAAAGUCAGAGACAUUAAGGAAACAGAUAUUCGCAAUUUACGAAAGCUCAACCAUCCGAACAUCAUUUCUUUCAAGGGUGUCUGCACUCAAGCGCCAUGCUACUGCAUUAUCAUGGAAUACUGUCCCUAUGGACAACUUUACGAAGUGCUGCAAGAUGGCAAAGAAAUCCCCCCAAGUCUGGUAUUGGACUGGUCCAAGCAGAUUGCCAGCGGCAUGAACUACCUCCAUUCACAUAAAAUCAUCCAUCGGGAUCUGAAGUCGCCCAAUGUCCUUGUAGCCAAAAAUGAUGUGGUCAAGAUCUCUGACUUUGGGACCAGUCGAGAGUGGAAUGAAAAAAGCACCAAGAUGUCAUUUGCUGGCACAGUGUCAUGGAUGGCUCCAGAAGUCAUCAGAAAUGAACCAUGCAAUGAGAAAGUUGACAUUUGGUCAUUUGGUGUUGUACUGUGGGAAAUCUUGACAAAAGAGAUCCCUUACAAGGAUGUAGAUUCGUCUGCCAUCAUCUGGGGUGUAGGCAGCAAUAGUCUACACCUGCCUGUUCCAGACACCUGCCCUGACGGAUUUCAGCUACUUAUGCGCCAGUGCUGGAGUGCCAAGCCCAGAAAUCGACCCUCUUUUCGCCAGAUUCUUAUGCACCUUGAGAUUGCUUCUCCAGAACUUCUCAAAUACAACCGAGAGGAUUUUGUAGAGGCACAGGGUCUGUGGAGGGAAGAAAUCAAGGAACAUUUCCAGAAAAUGAAGGCAGAUGGUUCUCACUUGCCACAGCUAGAGGAAGAACUCAUUAGACGCAGAAAGGAAGAGCUGAGACACGCACAGGAUGUGCGAGAGCACUAUGAGCGCAAGCUAGAGAGAGCUAACAACCUUUACAUGGAGCUCACAGCCUGCAUGUUGCAGCUAGAGAAACGAGAGCGGGAGUUAAUAAAACGAGAACAGCAGUUUGCACUGUACAGUAAGCGGCGGAAGUCUAUUGUGCGACCCAUCAUUAAAGCUCAAGAACGACUAGACCGACUUGGCAAGAAACGUCCACAUAGGUCUACUGCUGAACUCAACAGUCCGGACUCCCUCAAAACAGAAGGAACUGGCAGCAUGACCACAAGUUCUGAACAAGUUCUUCCAUCACCCACCAAAAUUCGGGCUCGAAAAAGUAGACAUCGGCGCAACAAUAGCCGUGGGUCCAUUACCUCCCCAAUCAAAAGUCCUUCUCGAGAUUGCAUUGUGGAAGGGGAGGGCAGGAACACCCUCCAUCCACAUGAGGCUGUUGCAGCAGGAAGUAGCAGCCACCAUCUGGAGGUCUCCCCUAGCAGCUUUAGGUACAUGGGUCCUGCAACGGCAAUCCGUGAACACCUGACAGAGGAUGAGUAUGAGCACACAGAAGACCAUUGCAAGCCAUCAAACGUUGUACCCAAGGUACACAGUGACCAAGACAAUAUGAAUGAGGUUUGCUUUGGCUGUGAUGGGGGCUGUAGUGAUGCCACCUGCAGCAGCAGCAAGCGGUCAAGCCAGAUCAGCGCUGAUGUUGAAAGUACCUGUGACUCACCUGCUCGCAGCCCUUUACGACAAGGUCAUGAAUCAAUGCUUCCUACUCUAGGUUCAUUGAUAGAUGACCCUACCACUAUAUCUCCCUCCGUCUCCACUUCCAAUAUAUCUGAAUCACAGACAAAACCAGUGCCAGAGAAAGACUCAAAUGAGAAUCUCAACCUCCAUACUGAUGACUUUGUGUAUAAAAUAGAGGAAGAAGAAGAAACUCACGAGAACACAACUGCUACCUCUUUGAUGGAGAACUGUACCGUCAAUGCAGCAUUGAAGCGCUCCAUCUGUGAGCAGGAGAGGCCUCCUAAACGUAGCCCUGCACUUGUCCAGUGUAUGGAGAGUGUUGAUUCAGAGGCUAAUGAGAAUCGACGUGGACAUGCUGUUAAGUUUAGGAACAUCAAGCACUCUGAAGAUUCUUGGUCUGAAGAGGAAGGGGAGGUAAGUGAGGAUGAGUCAAACAACCGCCGUCGCACGCAUUAUUCCACACUGAGCUCUGAGGGUGCAUUCUCAGAGGAGGAGGGGAACAUGAGUGAGGCCUCCCAUGUCACACCUGAUGGUGGUUUGCUUUCAACUGGAAGUGCAGAGAAUCUGCAGCGUGAACUUGCCAAGUGCACCUGCGUUUCCGAUGGGCUCUCAGACAAAGAGAUGACCGUCAAACGCAUGCGGAAUCAAGUUAUAAGUCCACCGGAAAGAUCUUAUGAAAACUGUGCACCAGAUUCCAGCUCAGAUUCAGAUGAAUGCUCAAAUGGAACAGUCUCUUCAACAGUGCAAAGAACUCGGUCCUUUGAAAACAGAGAUAUGGUGUGGUGAAGAUUUAGUUUUCUGAGCAGGAGCAAGACAGGUGAUGAAGGAAUCUGCAUCAAGGACAUCGAUCUCCAGAGAGCUGCUGGACAUUGAUGUGGAGACUGGGAAGCAGCUGCUGGUGGCAGCACUAAAAGCUCAGCCUCUGGCACCACAUAAGAGUCAUAUCCGGACUGGUCUCACAUGUACCAGCAUGUCUCUUGCCUUGAACAGCGAUACACAAGACUGUCACAUCACCUGGAUCACUGUCAUAGCAGCUGUACUGUAUAGUCGUCAUGGAACAGGCAUCAUCAUUGUUUGUUUUUGUUCCUGAAUGUGAAGGGCAUGAAACUGCUAUUUUCAUUCUGAUGCAUGGAUCUGAAUCCACAAUACCAUGAUCCAUACAGGACAGCACACAGACUGCAGUUUAACAAGCUGUGUAGGCCACAAUGGCUACACUUGCUUUUAAAUUGCAGGGCUUAAAAGCAAGGAUGAGUAUUCUCCAAAAUUUGACGCAGUACAGUUGUGACUUUUUGCUGCAGCAGUUGGCUUCAUGCGCACAUUACUCAAUAUAAAUCAAAAGCAAAAAUCAGAGCAGUCUAGUCAUGUGAACACUCACAUUUGGUGGCAGGAUUAGUUUGCCACACAAUGAAUAUUGUGAUGAACAGACGGAUUGGCCACACCCUCACAGAGUGAGGGAAGAUUAUUGAGAACAGACUCGAGAGUGCAUAGUGCAGCAAGAAGGCAGCAAGAACUCUGAAUUUGAGACUUGUUUACAAUACCUCCAAGUGAGGCCACUGAAGAUCAGAUGGCUGUUAAACCAGCAUAACACUCUGUCCAUAAAUGAUAGUUUGGCUGUUGAUAAUUAUUUGUGCACACAUUGAAACCAGAUGUUUGUUCUUUGCACUGGUCUAUGGUGCAUUAACAGAGAAAGGCACCAGACUUUAAUAGCUUGUUAUGGCGCUGUAUUUUGAAUGUUUUGGUAUCUAAAAAAGUCAGUUGUACUGAAGCUUGACAAGACAUUAGAGACUGCAAAUGGCAUGAAGAGUUUACAAAACAUACAUUCACUUUUGGCAGAUUUCAUGAAAUUCACAUUCUUCCCACCCAACUUCCUUCUUCAAGAGUGCAUCUGAACAUGGGACCAGUUCUUUUGAUCAGAAUGGUUUUAAGAUCAACCAUUUUGUGAAAACUACUCACUAAACCUUAAGAGAUAUUAUGGAGAGAAAAAAGAUUAUUCAGACUUUUUGUGAUUUUUAUUUUAUGUUUGUUUUGAAAGGUUCUAGAGGUUCAUGUUAAUGAGCAGGGUACUGGCCAUGUGAAAAUAGUUUUCCCUCUAUAGAUGUCACCGACAUAUCAUUCUUAUCACUUCGGCUGUUUCAAGCCAGAAUUUGAAACAUGGUGUAAAUGUUUUCAACUACUUCUGAGGCCUGGUGCAAGGAAUGGAACUAUAAGCAUCAAAGACAAUGCGAAGUUGACGAAGGAAUUUCAGACUUUCUGUGUUAUCUUAGAUUUCACAUGUUGUCUCUCCCCAUACAGUUGAUCCCAGGAUAUGUGUUAUCUGACUCAGCUUAAGCGGCUUUGGGGAGGCCUAGACAAAGUAGAGCCAGAUGCUAGUGCUUGAAUUUGUUCUGUGCAUACGUGCAGUUUGUUAUUCAUUAGAUUUUCUAGCUUUAGAGCUUGACUUUUCUUUUAUGUGGUAUAAGGAGUUUGAAAUUGUUACAAAAGGGUUUUUAAAGUGAAGCUGGCCUUAUGUGAUUCAACUAAGCGGUAAAGCAAUUUGCAGCAAAAGUUUGACUUAUUUCACUAAGAGAAAUUGCAGGGAAGUUGUUCAGCUGACCACCAGUUUUAUUUAACUUAGUGAAAAGCGCAAUCCCUCUUGAAGAGGUUGGUGUUUACUGACACUUGUAUGUCCAUGUGUCACUGUUGUUUUUACCAUUGGAAUAUAAAUGAUUGCCCAAGGGGUAACAAAAUAUAGCAACCACAGUAUAUUGAUAAUUUGAUUAUAAAGAGAAAGUUAAAACAUUAUUUAAUGGGUAAAAAGUGAGCUUUUUUAGCUUCAAGUGAUGAUGGACUUUAAGUGAACAGACUUAUAAAUGAAAAAAAAAACUACAGUAUGUUAGUUAACAUAUAAUAGUUUUGCCCUUAAAUGAAUGGGUGCUGAAUUAAUUUAGCAUUGAUUGAUUCAACACUAGAUUUAUAAUAAAGAAAAGGUAAGAGUGCCAUAUUGGGUGAAGAUCAUUGCUUCACUUUAAGAAUCAGAGUCAUGUCAAUUGCCUCUAUAAUGACCAUGCACUCUGAUAAUGAUUUUGUGUAGCCUUUAAUUUAAAAGUCAGUGAAUAUUUUUGUUCCUGAUUUUCAUUUUGGAGGUGGGUGGGGGAUUAUAGGGGGAUUAGUUUACAGUUUUGAACGAAGUAGUUGACAAUUGUUAAGGCCUGCAAUUUAUUUUUAAUUUGACAUGGCAUUGGCAAAGAGUGGAUGGAUGUCACAGCUCAGAACUGUUAGUGAGUGUGUGUCUGGCUUUGUAUGGCAUGAGGCAAAACUUGCAUGUUUUUGAACUGAACUGAAGGGCAGCGUUGAGACUUUCCAUGUCAACCGUGUGGAAUAUUACUUGUAUGAACAUGUUAGUGUGGUGCUUGAUUAUCGAAUGUUUUUAACUUGGUGUUAAGAAAAGAAAAAGUACAGAAGCUUUGGACGAUCAACAAAGUUCUGCUUAUUUCUCACCAAGAUCUGUUGGUGUCAGUGACCUUUGGUUGUUUUCCUUUAACUGCAGACCUCAUGAUGGAUUACCUCUGAGCAUGUGUUACGUGUAGUAGCAAAUUUUGACCACAGCCAGUAUCAACUUAUUUCACAUUCCUUUUUGCAUUGCUUUGAUGUGCUUUAUCUGGGACAGGUCCUUUCCAGAAAAUGUGAUUUCAUCAAUCUUCUUAUUUCUGUCAUUUUUUGUGCAUAUUUUGUGUUUGCGUGUAUGUGCAAAUGCAUGCAAGUGUAAUGAAGAGUGUUGUUUGUGAUAUGAGAGACACAUUACAGCUGGUGACAGUAACUGAAUUAGCAGAUGUUUUUGCCAACACCAUGUAACAAUUAUAUCAGAAGGGUUCAUAGCCUGCAUUAAAAAAAACCACCUUCCUUUCUCAGUAACUUGCCUAACUGCUGCCUACACAGAAAAAUAUGUUGUACAAUGUUUCAGAUUUAUUAAAUGAUUUCCACUUCUUUGUUUAUUUGUUAUAAUUCUAAAAGCAUUUCUGAAAUCACCCGUCUUUCAAAAAUGAAAACAGAAAAGACAUGCAAACUAGAUAGUUUAAAUAAAAUUAACAAUAUUUCAUUGAAUACUUUUUUUUAUUCCUUUGAUCUGGUUUAUAGAUGCCUGUUUUUGUAAUGUAGAUCCAUAUGCUUUUCAUGUGUAAUUUUUAUUUUGGUCAUAUUUACCUUCUGAUGUUCUGUAUAUAAAUGCUAGCACCAGCAUGAUAGGCAGAGACACUGAUGGCCAAAACCCAUUAUCAUAAAAUGUAUAUUUGAUCUCAGUAUACUCCAUCAAUUGUGCAGAGAUUGUAGUAGUCUUGCAAAUUUUAUCCAAAACCAUUCAGCCUCAAUAUGCUUGAUGUAAAGUUAAGGGUAGGGGCAGGCCCUUAUCCUUAUGGGUGGCAACACAUACCUCUGCAAGGAUCACACUUAAAAGUAAGCAACAUGCAGGGUUGCUUGUAAAAUAAAAAUCAAAACAGCUUAGUUAUAUCUAGCAUGCAGCACAUGUUCAUGUCUCACAAUGGCAUCACGAUGCAAUAGUUCAUGAGUGUCACCAGUCAUCAUUUACAAGCACAUCAUAGUGAGGUUAGUUCACAUGUUACAGAAAAAUCCAUCCAGAAAAGAGAAAGAUAACAACUAUUCCAGCUUUUAACAUUCCUUGUAUUUGCCUCUUUGACAUUUUAUGCAUUCUUUAAACUGAUUUUUUUUUUUUUAUUAAUCCGGCAACAGACCAUCUGUCUACAUUCCUAAAUGUUGUCUUUCACACCUUUGCAUAGUUGUGUGUUCAUCUUUUUAUUAUGUUUUAAAGGCACUUUGUAUAUUUAUUGUUUUCUAGAAUCAAAGAUGUUCUAUUUUUUGUAUGGUUUUCUUUUUGUUGAAUGAAAGAUAAUCCUCUGUUACAUAUCACUUUUAUUGGUAGCAUUGUGUUGUGAUUUUUGUUUUCUUUUAUCUUUAGUCUUAAGAAUGUUAUUUUUCAUUUUUGAAACUUUAUAAUCUUUCACUUAAAUUCUCAUUUACUAAUUUUAUGUUCAGCUAGCCAUGUCAAGGUACUGAUACUAUGAGACCUAUUAUGUCAGCCUGCCUUGAGAAUGUCGGCUGGUGCUUGGUUAUUGAGACAAAAUGGUCAAAUUGCAUUUUUUUUUUUUCAUUAAUUGAAGCACUUUGUGAAAUGAAAACAAUACAUAGUUGUAUCUGGCUUUUUUUUCCCUUGACAAUGAUAAUCAUUUUCAACAGUGCUAUGUGUCUCGUUUUGGGUCAUUGUUGAAGGCUUCUUGUUGGUAAUAAACAGUACCUUGUUUCAUUAUCUAUGAUAGACAAAAGUCCAUUUUGUAAUUUGAAUUUCUUUCUUUUUUGAGGCCACAAACAUUCCUUGGAGUCCCCAUGUUACAGAGGGAAGGUGAGCCCAUCAGAGUGAUUUUAAAUUUUGCUACUUCAUGACCCUUUUCUUGGUCUGGGCUGAAAAUAAGUUGAAGUGGACUGGUUAAAGAAUGUGUAUGUUUUUACUGGGUUUUUUUAUAGUACACUGUAAAACACAUGUUUUCUGUACUUAAGCUUUACAUCAGAGCUUUUAAAAUCAGAUCAAGCUCCACAUUUGCCCUGAAACCAUUAUGGAGUUGUAGGUGAUCUGUAAAAACAGAUUAAAAUUCUUCGUUGUUUGGAUUCUCAUCUUGGGGGUAUUUUCUUAAUCUUGUUUCCAAUUCAUUCCAUCAAAUACAGACAGUCUGAGAGCUGCAAUUUCCCCAUGCCAAAGAAUGAAGUAUGCAUGAAGGUUUAUUUUUAACUUAUUGUUUCCUUGUUUUCCAUAAGUACAUUUUGUUGAUCUUGUCAAUCUGCAUUUGAUUUUGUGCCAUGUGGUCUUGAUCUCAUGAGAUGUAGAAAAAGAUAUUUACUGGGCAGCCACGUUUAAAAUUAAUACUGUGCUCUGUUCAAGUUGUUGGUAUUUUGUGUUUCGGAUUUAGUAGAUUUUUGAGUUGUCAUUUUGAAAAUUGUUUAUUUAUACAUGCAUGAACAUACACACACACAAAAUCUCCCAGGGUCUCUCUCUCUUACACACUAAUGAAGGCAUGUUUUAUUAAAAUUUUAUGGCAUUUAAUAAUUGGUAGCCAUUUAUAUGGCCUGAACCAUUUUACAAACAUUUUAUCAUCAUCAAAUUUUAGAAAAGAAAAAUUGGAAUUUAUUAUUCCACAGUCUUUCACAUCCCAGCCGGCAGAGCUUGGACAAGAAUCUUUCUAUUAAGUUACAGCAGCUCUGGAUUUAACUUAAACUGGAAGAGUAGGAAUGAUUUUCUCACAACUCGGUUCUGUUACAUCAUUGUCAUUCAGAGACAGUAGGUGUUGAAAGUCACCCUUUUUUUCAAGAAGCCAUUGUCGGAUACUCUGUAUCCAAAACGGCCAUUUCAUAAAUCAUAACCACUCCUACUGUUAAAAAAAAAAGGUUGGGCGGGGGAACAUCAAGGCCAUUGUACCUGGCACACUGAAUGUGCCUCAGGGUUUGUCUUCUAGUGAGAGAGAGAAACUGUCAGCAACUCACUCUAUCUUUAUUUAUUUUGUGUGUAUGUGUGUGUGUAAGUCGCUGAUGUGACUCCAACGAAUACCGCAGCAUGUAGUCGAUGUUAAAUGUGCUUGUGGUUGGUCUCUCUCUCUCCUUCUGUCUCUCUCUCUGUCCAACCCAGGAAGUCUUCUUUGGCUGCUUCGUUGCUAAAACUCGUGUAAAUAGAUGUUUGUGCUCAGCUUUUCGCAAACGACGCCCACCGUCACUACUCUCUGUCAAGUCCUUACAGGUAUUUUUUCUGCCCUCUAGAAGAACCUGCUUGGCCUCGUCACAAAAGAAAGCAUAUUUCAGUGGUGUUUAGGUGCUCUUGACUUAAGAGUGUGGGUCUGUACGUCUGGAAUGACUUGUGACUGCGUUUGUCAGUUGGCGUGCAGGUGCAUGCAAGGGAGGUUGGGGGUUUUGGAAAAAGGGAGUGGGGUUGGGUUUUUCCCCCGCUUUCUGUCGGCCAUUCAGAGUGUAUAGAACCCGUCUUCACACAGCAGGUAGUGAUACUCAAAUAUGCGAGCAGUGGGGUAAGGCAGAUGCCAUGUCGACCAUCUCUUGUCUGGCAGAGACUACAGUCCUGGAAAUAUUCCUCUUCAUUGGCUGCUCUGCCUGAUUGUCUCGGGGCGAGUCAAUGCUCUCUGUCCAUUAUCAAUGAAGGCUUUUCAGAGUGCAUGCGAGUUUGUUUUCUUCCACUCUGCAUCAGGCAAUUAACUCGUUCGUUUUUCAUCUCCUCAAACCACAAAAUGUCUGGGUAGUUGCGUAGUAGUGCCAGUAGCGGUCCCAGUUCUCCUCUUUUGUCCCCAUACAAGCGCUCUGUUGAAUUCUAUCUGCCUACAGCUAAGAUUUGCGACAUAAAUAGCUAGGUUCAGAAUGGAGGUUUCUAACUUAUACCCUGGACGUAAAACUACGAAGCAGAAGGUAUUCUGAUACUUCUUUAUCAACUUCCCUGAUUUUGUGACGAAGGGCGGCGGUGGAGUUGGUUAUCAUCGUGAUCUUGAUGAUUCAUUCAUUCAUCCCAUGACCAGUUGGUAAAUGGUUAUGCUGGUUGUUUGCAUGCCAUCUCUUCCUCUGUCUACCCCGGCGUUGAUCGCCUACCCCACUCCACUCCUAGGUACCGUGAAGAACAUGGCGAACUUUACGAGCUUGCUCCGCUCGACUUGCGAGAAGGGUUUCUACGUGUCCCAGUGAGUGGCAGCCGUGAUCCAUACAAAGUCGUUGGGUUUGCAGAUCGUGUAGGAUAUUCGAAAAAACCACAAGUUCUUCGAUGCCGAGAUUUUCUCUCUAUAUCAGGCAGAUAUAUUCUUACAUUAAGAUAGGGGGUAUAAGGGACUGGUACAGUUUUGUACUUGGUUGCAACCCUGAUGGUGUUGCUGCGCCCAGUCUUGUCCAGUCUGGCCAUUGUUGCUGACGCGGAUGUCUACAGUACAGCUGCCAUCUUUGGACGAACUGACUCUCAAGUGUCAAUCCCUGCCGGACAGUUGCGGAAAGCAUGAACCAUUUUGCUCCCAAAUUCAGAGUUUUGCGCCAUGUUAACAAAGUGAACGUGCAUGUGUACACUUUGUUACCUUCACUGAGAAGUAUCCUAUGUCCACAUUGACUCCUUCACUCACUUUGUCGAUUUCUUUGAGAGCCAAAUCGAACGGAAAAGCCAACAAAAUGCAAUUGUGUCUAGUGAUAGUCAUGAACUGAUGGUCAUGGUUCACUUCUUUUGCAAAUACUUUUACGAUUACCUGGUGGAGAAGUAAUUUUUCUGCUGAUUUCCGCCUCGUGGUCGCCCUCGAUGAAAGUCAAACAUGAGAAGAGGGCAUUUAGAGGGUGGGUAGAAAAGGAUGUAACCAAUCGUCAAACGCCCUGCCUCCUCCCCUAACCAUAACACCGCAUGCACACUCAUAUCAGAGAAUGAUGUUCUUUGUUAUCUUUAAUCAUUUCGUUAUGUAAUGCUCCCACUUCAUUCUUCCCUCCUAAAUAAAAAUCAGUUCGAGAAUAAUUUCUGUAUAUAUAUUUUUAAUUAUCUUCUGUUGCGUCGUGAAUAGCCUCACCAUCCCUGCUAGGAACUCAUUUGUGCCGCAGGUAUGUCCACCGUGAAGUGGCGGCUGCAGGUAAAAAUGUAUUCAUACGCGUAAUCAGUCGGGAGGUCUUCAAGAGGUUCCUGGACCUACAAAUAGACUUUUUGAUACCCACCGCGCUUUCAGUUCAUGAAAUAGGAGCUGCUUACAAGAGAGAGCAGAAAUAUCUCAAGAAUAAACAUAGAAGAAGAGUAAAAUAGGAAAAAAAAAACUCUGUUGCCCAUGGAAACAUGUAGUUGUACUGUACGGAGUAGUGUUGCGCCUCUGCCAGCUGACAUUCUGUGAAUUGAAUAGUUUAUGGUAGUCGUUGAUUUCUUGCAUUGAAUUGCAUUUGAAGUUCAUGUAUACAUGUAUAUAAGAUAUUAUGCAACCUGUUGUGAAGUGAUUAAACAGGAGACAACUGAUC